Messenger RNA from Colletes gigas, 501 nucleotides. Its product is annotated as TP53-regulated inhibitor of apoptosis 1-like. Lineage: Eukaryota; Metazoa; Arthropoda; Insecta; Hymenoptera; Colletidae. The record is from RefSeq and is a predicted model, not a curated record. The transcript is spliced from 3 exons. Bases 220 to 453 code for a protein of 77 amino acids.
CUACUAUAUAAUACGUACCAUAAUCGUUAUUAACCACAAAAUAUCUUGUGUAUUUCAACAAUAAAAAUUGUGCGAAUUUAGUUUUUGGAACAAAGGUCCGAAUCGUAUUAUUUAUCGAUUGAAAGAAUAAUUGUCGAAAUUAUAAACUUUUAAAAAUUGUGGAAUAUCGUUCCAGUAAAAUUCACUUGCAUUAAAACUAGUGAUAAAUACGAAUACUAAAUGGAUAGUAUUGCAGAAGCUUGUAAUCAAUUAAAAAAAGAGUAUGAUGGGUGCUUCAAAUUUUGGUUUGCUGAAAAAUUUCUAAAAGGAGAAUUGGACGAUUCAAUGUGUUCAAAUUAUUUCAAAUCGUACAACCAGUGUCUAAAGCAAGCAAUGAAGGAUCAAAAUAUAAACUUAGACGAAGUUGAUGUAUCACAUUUGACAGCAGACAAAGAGAAAGCGACGGAAGGUUGACUUUGAAUCUAAUAUAAUUUUUGUUCUUAUUUGUUUUGUUAUGAAAGA